CACGCUCCUUUAUGGUUUGUGUGAAAAACUGUCGCGGGAGGUUUUGGCUCGCACAUUAACCCAGACCCCGACAAUAUAACGCUCAGCAAUGGCCUGAAGCUGGUGCCAGGCUUUGAGAGGAUGCCACCCUCACUUUGUCUGAUGAACCAAGGGAUCGAAGGCAGCAAGAGUGCUGGUCAUGAUGACAGUGCCGCUGCAGAUCAACUGAUCAAUUAUAUCCAUGCAGGUAACAAAAAAACUCAUUAUUGCUUUGCAUCUGAAAAAAAGGUCAGCAAGCUGAACUCUCAUGGCCACCACUGAUUAUAGUCACAGAAGAACAGAUACUUCAUCCGGGCAUGCUCUUAAUCUGAACAAAUGUAAGCUGGUGGUGCUUCAACACAAAUCCCCCACUGUCCUUCCUUUGAGAGAUAAAGAGAGAAAGAUACUGAUUGCUUUUCCUAUCCAUUUUUACUCAAAGAAGCACCUCACAUCAGCAGGAGUCAUUGUUUGUGACUGGGUGUUGCUGCUGAUACGUCGGACUGGCUUUGUUUUAUUUUGGAAUUAGACUCCACAAAGGAGAAAUCAAGACUUUUUUUUUUUGUUGAUAUUUUACUGGUGCUUUAAGUUCUUCUUUCUAGCAGUUUGAUGUCUGACAUCCUCGGGCCGGAUGUUUCAAAUCUACAUGAAACUCUAUCAAAAUAGCUCUGCCUUGUUAUUUUGUUUGUAACUUGGAAGCAGCUUUCGCCUGAAGUAGAUGUAGCAGGCAAUAAGUGAACAGAGCAGAAUCGAAGAGCAAUUUCAUCAGCUCGCACCCUUGAAUCUCGAUAACAAUGUUUGCCAGCCGUGGUGCCAGUGGAGGAGGUAAAGGGGGGAAAUACUCCGUGGAGGACCUCUAUGGCAUCAGUAAGAAGCCCAAGGCAUCGACCUCCUCGGGGAGUAUUGUGGCCAAGUCUGGGACCCGGAGCAGCAAGAGCUCGGACCAGAAGACUGAGUCGGAGGCCUUGGCUUCUCAGAUCCUGGAGGCAGCCCACAGGCUGGUGGAGCGACGCCGGCUGGAGCUGUACCUGAGAGAAUGUGGCCUCUCACUGGCCGAGUGCGAGGCUGAGCGCUCUGCAAUGACAUACAGGAACCUGGGAAAAUCAGGCCUACGUGUUUCCUGUCUCGGGUUAGGCACCUGGGUGACAUUUGGAUCGCAGAUCUCUGAUGAAAUGGCAGAGAACCUGAUGACCAUAGCUUAUGAGAACGGAGUGAACCUGUUUGACACAGCGGAGGUGUACGCCUCUGGAAGGGCGGAAAUUACUCUAGGGAACAUUAUCAAGAAGAAAGGAUGGAGGCGUUCAAGUUUUGUCAUUACAACAAAAAUCUACUGGGGAGGCCAGGCAGAGACAGAGAGAGGACUCUCCAGAAAGCACAUUAUUGAAGGUUUAAGAGGAUCCUUAUCAAGACUCCAGCUAGAUUAUGUGGACAUAGUUUUUGCCAACAGAAAUGACGUCAACAGUCCGAUGGAAGAGAUUGUGCGGGCCAUGACCUUUGUAAUAAACCAGGGUAUGGCUAUGUACUGGGGAACCUCACGCUGGAGCGCAAUGGAAAUCAUGGAGGCAUACUCAGUGGCACGCCAGUUCAACCUGAUACCACCUGUGUGUGAGCAGGCAGAGUAUCACUAUUUCCAGAGGGACAAAGUAGAAGUGCAGCUUCCUGAACUCUACCACAAGAUAGGUGUGGGAGCGAUGACCUGGUCUCCGCUCGCUUGUGGAUUAAUCACAGGCAAGUACAGUGAUGGUGUACCAGAGUGCUCCAGAGCAGCAAUGAAGGGAUACCAGUGGCUGAAGGAACGAGUGAACAGUGAGGAGGGUCGGAGGCAGCUCGCUAAAAUCAAGGAGCUCCAUCUACUGGCAGACAGACUGGGCUGCACUGCUGCACAGUUAGCCAUCGCCUGGUGUCUGCGCAGUGAGGGAGUCAGCUCAGUACUUCUGGGGGUUUCCAAUGCAGACCAGCUACUUGAGAACCUGGGUGCCCUCCGGAUUUUAUCUCAAAUGACCCCUCAAACCGUUACUGAGAUAGAUGCCCUGCUGGGAAAUAAGCCACACUCGAAGAAAGAGUCACGCGCUUGAAGAUUCAAAUCUGAGCGACGGAUGAUGUUUCGAGAAGGCGAAGAAGACUUUUGACGUUGGGAAACAUCGCUUUUUGCUCUGCUGUAUACUCAACAACUUGCAUGUCCUCAGCAACAUUUAUGCUUCCAGUAUGUGCGCAUAUCCAUUUUGCGCAGUACAUUAUACGUAUCAUGUAGGAAAAAAAAAAAAAAAGAGAGAAAAUCUCUCAGUUGUGGAAAAAAAUAAUAGCAGGUCAUAUAUUGCUCACUGUUGAUUGUUCACAGACUAAUUAUUUCAGCAUAGAGGAAGGCUAAAGCUGGUCAAUCAAAUGUCAGCCCUAAAGUGUGUGUGUGUAUGGGGGGGAGGCCACCUCUGCGCUAACAUGCAACUUCACUGCUUGAACGGUGCUUUCAUUAGACAUGUGAGUCUCCUCCCCUCACAGCUCUGCCUGUUAUUCUGUGUGAUGUUUAGUACCCAGCAGCCAGAGAGCUAAAGGUUAGUCCUCGUGUGUCUAGCCGAACAUUUCCCGUGGUGUGCAUGUGACUGGUCUGCCACACGCACUGCUUUAUAGGGUUGGGAACAAUGGAUUACUUGUAGAAUCAUUAGAGUGAUCUGACUGUUCAAAAAAAAAAAAAAGCAACUAAUUCAGUCUGGUGUUAAAAAAAACAAAAAAAAAAUCAAAUCACAUAAUUUAAAAGGAAAAAUAGGCAAAUUCAUUUCAAACACUAAGGUUACAGACAGAAUUUUAAUGGAUUCUGGCAGAAAUGUGCAUAUAAAUGUGUUAUUACAGUUUCAAAUUGGCAAUCAGAAAUCAAUAGCGGGUGACAUUUUGAAAGUGACUUUCCCAACCCUGCUGCUUUCUCAGUGGUCCGUUUGCCUCCCCUGUUUGUAAACUGUGCGCAUGUCCCUUUAAGACAGAAUAGCCCUAACAGGGUGUAAAUGUGGCAUGGCUUUUUUAUGGCUUAUGUAGAUUUGCAGUGCCCUUGUAAGCCCUUUUUUUUUUUUUUUAAACUCUAAAUGGUCAGGUAGUUUUACCCAACAUCCGUACUGCUGGGCACUCUUGCUUUAAAGACUCUCAGCAGUCUGCAGACACGGCUGUGUGUCCAUGUGGCAUAUAAUCUUUGUACUGUCCUAAACUAUGUCGAAAAGAUGUUGACAUCGCUUUCAGUGAUGCCAUUCUUGUGGAGAGCAUUGCUGAGCUUGAAUCACAGGUUUGAGGUGGUCGGACUGUAUUUUGUGUCAGACUAGUCAUCUGACACAAAGAUUUGGGCACACUGUGGCGAACUUGUAGUUUUCAAAAGAUGAGGAAUAAAUAAGUCUGAGUUUAUCAAAUGUGAUACAACUCUUGCCACAGGCCACUUGGGGUAAGAUUUAGAAUAUGUAACUUUUUCUUUUUAUUUGUGGAGGCCUCAAAAUACAGCUUUCUCUGCUCAUUUCUCUCUGUAUCAUUCGUUCCCUUUAUUCUGACACACAUGCACGAUGAAUUUUAUACUGUGCACUUUGUCUUUUUCCCUUUAGUUUUGUAAUGAUUUCAAUACUUUGUAAUGUGAAGGGGGAUUUUUUUUUUCUCUCCUUUUGUGAUUUGCCAUGAAUACUAAUCUCCGAGGUGGAGUUUUUGAUACAUGGAGUUGUUUUAGCAGACACGAGGUCGCAAUAUAUUGUAAAUAGGCUCAUCUGUUCGCCAGUGAUGUAACAGGAGAUGGUUCAAGUUUAUGGUUUGUGAAGGUUUUGCUAAAGGAGCUGCUGAAAUGUGUCUCUCCUCUGUGAGUCUGUGAUGAUGUACAGUUCGACUGAGUGUAGCUCCCAGUGUACAUAGAUACAAGCAAACCCUGAAAAUGUAACUUUGCCUGCGUAACUUAUAUUUUACUGUCUUGCAACAAAGAGAAACCAAAAAAAAAAAAAAAAGAGACAGAGAGAGUGACAACUCAUACUGAAUGUAUUGUGUCAAUUGCUCAAACCUACUUAAGGGACAAAGCACAUAACAUGUUCCCAAAGUUAUUGGUUUUUAAAUUGAAAAAUCCUGCAGAGCAGUCAUGCAAACAUUUACAUUGGGGAUUUGGCUCAACACAACACAAGCUUCUUACACCCCCUUCAUUCAGCUGGUAAUAGAAAGUCAGAUAAGCUUUUGUACUUCCAGACCUGGAGUAGUCUAAUCACAGGUGUGAUGUUAAACCCUACUGUUAGCUACCUUUCCCUGUUCAUUUUUAGAAUAAACUUUUUUUGUGUGUAUAUGUACAUAUGCAAUUUAGGAGUUGCAUAUGAGCUAGCAUAUGGGCCACUAGUUCUAGGAGUAGUCAGAACCUUCAUUCUCACAUAUAAUGUGCUCCCUUGAUGGGUUUUAGCUUCCUUAUGUACACUUUGAUGAUCAACACAAUGUUGAUGGACAUACUUAGAACCUUAAACCUGUAAUUGCUUCAGAUUUUUUUUGUUUAACAUUUUUAUGCAGAUAGAAAAUAAAGCAAACAGCAGCUUUCAGCAACAACUUA
Archocentrus centrarchus (flier cichlid) is the source of this 4555-nucleotide messenger RNA. RefSeq names its product voltage-gated potassium channel subunit beta-2. Gene Ontology annotation, cellular component: membrane; voltage-gated potassium channel complex; cytoplasm. Gene Ontology annotation, molecular function: transmembrane transporter binding; potassium channel regulator activity; voltage-gated potassium channel activity. Bases 810 to 2090 code for a protein of 426 amino acids. Gene Ontology annotation, biological process: potassium ion transport; regulation of potassium ion transmembrane transport. The transcript has 14 exons. Lineage: Eukaryota; Metazoa; Chordata; Actinopteri; Cichliformes; Cichlidae. The record is from RefSeq and is a predicted model, not a curated record.